Molecule: messenger RNA, 243 nt
Organism: Penicillium malachiteum
Lineage: Eukaryota; Fungi; Ascomycota; Eurotiomycetes; Eurotiales; Aspergillaceae
Product: CDC26 family anaphase-promoting complex subunit
Exons: 1
Coding region: 1-243 (80 amino acids)
Biological process (GO): anaphase-promoting complex-dependent catabolic process
Cellular component (GO): anaphase-promoting complex
Source: RefSeq, a predicted model, not a curated record
AUGCUCCGCCGAAAGCCAACUGCUGUUACAAUCACUGUGGAGGACAUCGCAGCCUUCGAAGAAGCGCGACUCCGCCGUCUACAGGAAAACAAAGAAAACAAGGAAAACAAACAGACCGAGCAAGGCCAAGCUAGCGCCAAUACGCAAUACGAUCCAAGUGAUGAGUUGAAGCCCUUGCCAGGAGAUAAGGCCAGAAUCGUUCGAUCCCGCGAAGAGCGCAUCGGCAUCGGUCGCCGCGGUUAA